Messenger RNA from Lingula anatina, 4602 nucleotides. RefSeq lists its product as uncharacterized. NCBI's taxonomy places the organism in Eukaryota, Metazoa, Brachiopoda, Lingulata, Lingulida, Lingulidae. Gene Ontology annotation, molecular function: protein kinase activity; ATP binding. The record is from RefSeq and is a predicted model, not a curated record. Gene Ontology annotation, biological process: protein phosphorylation.
AUGGGCCGGUUCAAGGGGCAUUUUUUGUUUCAGCUAGGGGGACUUCAGGUAGAGGAUUCAGUCAGGCGUCAUGGGGUUCACUCGCCUAAGCUUCUGGAUCUCCUUAGUGAUGUAGUGAGGGGUAGAUUCGAGACAGAAGACAAAAAUAGUGGCACAGAAAAACUUGCUUCUGAAGUUCGUCUGUUCAAUCCUUCAACGGCCAUCUUUGUUCUCAACAAAUGGGACCAGGUGUCAGAAAAAGAGAAGGAUGAUGUUUUCAAAGACACUCUUCGCAAGCUGCAAAACAUCUGUGAUGGUUUUACUGCAGAUCAGCUUUUCCCUAUGUCGGUGACAAAGGCACAAAGAGCACUAAAACAGGGCUGUGCGACACCCGAGUUCUCCAACUUCCUUGUUGGGCUGAAGAAACUUUUUCCUCAGACCCUAAAAUCAAGUCAGGAGACUAAAUACAGAUUAGUGGUUCACAUUCUGCGAAGAUCUGCGUUUCAUCUAAAGUCAGCUUUGAACAUCUUUGAAAGAUCUGAAGAAGAACGUAAGAAGAAAGCUGCUGAAAUCAUGCGACAGAUUAGAGGAAUAAAGAACAGUUUUGAAAAGAAACGUUCUAAAUUGCUAGGGCUUUUAAAGACAAAGGCUCAACAAGCUGCACGACAAAUCAAAGAAUACCUGAAUAAGAAUAAGGAGCGUGUCCUUAAAUGGAAAGAUGGUGAUUGUCCAAAGCCAACUGACCAUUGGGAUGAUCUUUACACACAAGCUAGAACCCUCAUCCUCGGGCGAAUCCGUGAACUUCUUGAAGAAUGGAACACAAACACUGAGUUCUUCACAAAAGCACAGAAGGAGCUUAUAGGAAUGUUCCACACAGAGUUCAACAUCAUGGAGAACCAAGUUGCUCUUUUGGAAGGUCAGUUUACCAGCAACAACAUGCUUGUAGUCGAGGAUGCAAAUCCCACAGGCUUAAGAGACGUGGAGGAUACUUCUACUUUCACCACCACUGAGAAAGUCAUCAUUGGCGUCACUUCUCCAAUUUGGAUUCCAAUAGGCCUCGUAGCUGUACUUUUCGCUGUCCCUGUUGCCCUUGGGGUGGCACUAAAAGAGCGCCUGAACGAGAAGAAACAAAUCAAAGAGUAUACAAAACACAAAGCGGCAGUCAUGGGAAAUAUUGCAGAAAAAGUACUCGAACAUUUUAUGUCGGAAGAAAACCUUUCGAAAGAGGUGAUACGGUACCUGAACUCUGCGGUUGCCACACUGAAUAACCUACUCAGUGCUAUUCCAAAACUCCUAGAUGAUGACCUUCAGCUCAUAAAAGGGUUGCUAAGUGAGAGUAAGAAAGCAGAAUCAGAGUUGCAACUGUAUCAGACAAAGCUCCAACAAAAUGAUGACUUAGAGGGAUGCCUUGGGUUGCUGUACGUGACAAAAAUCCGAGGAGACAUCAACGCAAACACAGAAAUAAAUUGGGACUUGCCUGCUAUUGCCUCUGGUGCAUUUGGCGAAGUUUAUGUCGUGACCCUUCUAUCAAGAAACAACAUGAAAGCAGCGGCUAAGGUGAUGAAGCAGUGUGCAACAGCAGAAAACGUGGGUGAGGCUAUACUGGAGGAGGAAAGUUUGAGGAGACUUAACAGAACCCCAAACAUCAUCAAGUUCAUAGGAACCAGCGCCAUCAUAAAGCCAGAUGGCAACAGGCGCCUUGUCAUUCUAAUGGAAUAUUGCCCCAAAACCCUUGCGAAUCGUAUGUUGAAUGCAGAUGCGACAAGUCCCAAAGGACAACGAGAGACCAUAAACCCUGGUUUGAAGCAGCCGUUAGAUCCUGGCCUCAUGCGUUCUGUCGCUUACUUUGGUAAGCAAAUAUGCACUGGAUUACGAGGCAUGCAUGCUCAAGGAUACAUUCACAGAGACUUGAAACUGGAAAACAUAUUGGUAACUGAUAGAGAUGAAGUUCGACUUGCUGAUGUGGGACUGACAAAACCGCAGUAUGACAUUACUGGUACACUAUGUGGAACACUGGUUUACAUGGCACCAGAAAUUCUAAAGAAGGAAAUGUACGGAGCACCUGCAGAUAUGUACACGGUUGGGAUCAUGCUUUGGGAAAUGUGGUAUGGGAAACGUGUCUACAAUCUGCCUUGCUUUGAGAACUUCGAUAUAUCAGAUUUUUUGAAGCUUGACUGGACGUCACUUAUUAUCCUUGAGGGUUUUACACCGCCGCCGUCCAUGUGGUGCGAGAAGUUAGAAAAGCUACUUUCCCCCACACCAUCUGAAAGACCAACAGCAAGCCAAAUAGAGAGAUUCCUUGCAGAAGAAACCCAAAUGGGAUUCCGUCAUAAGUAAUUUCCAAAGUAUUGUGACCGAAAUAGUAUAUUAUUUACUAUUUUUCUCCUGGAUUUAGUUGGUUUUUGCCUCCGUUUUAAUGUGAACAAGUAGUCACUGCUUUGUCGUUAUUGUAUCGCUACAGGAAAAUACACAUUGGUUUAGGGAUCUGAAGGAUGAAAGGACGGAGGCUAUUGUUUUGGUAGGGGAAGAGGAAGGUGAAUGUAUCGUCGACAUGAAGAUAUUAGGUGUAGUGGGCGCGCGCAUACACAUGCACACAGGCAACAGUGAUAGUUUAGAUUGAUAUACUGCAAUAUAGAGGUUCAUUCUUUUCAUGCUAGAAUUUAAAAUAAGAAGUUAUUUAUUUAAAAGCGCGUUUACUUAAAAUUCAUUGAAAAAGCUACAGUAUAUCAAUCUGUGUAUGAUAGUUUCUACUCUUUCGUGCGUGAUACAAUGUCCUUCUUAGAAUUUAUUUUAUUACUUAUAUUAUGUAAUAGAUGGCAGGAGUGAUAGAUGCUCUGUCUAACACACCAAACAUAAUAACAUCCCAUACACUGUUUUUUGUUUGAAUCUGAUACAUUGAGCUAUGUAAAUUGUAAGGUGUUUUUGAAACUUUCUUAAAAUCAUUUUCCAUCUUCUUAAAGGUUCCUAGAAGCCUCUAUGUUUUAGAAAUAUGGGGGUGACAAAGGUAUUGCACCAUUUUUCUUUAAGGGGAACAGCAGCUGGAUUUGUUAGUUUUUUCAAUUGUUAUUUUUUGAAAACUGAUUGUUUCAAGUGAGUAUCGUUAUUUUAGGUUUACAGAACAGUGCAUUGCCCUUACAUAACACAUGAUAUUAUGUCAGAAUUAACAUUUUGUAGGAUAGCAACAUGAUCUCAAUAUGACCACCAUCCUUUAGACAUAGACUGAUAAAUUUUAAUUAAUUUUCUGGGGGCUAUGUUAGCCCAGGCUCUGAAGACACUUUGGAUCAGCUAGAGCAUUUCUGGAAGAGGGGAGAUCCUUUGCCACUUGAUUUCCAAUAUCUUGCCACAGGUUUUCAAUAGGGUUUGCAUCUGAUGAUUGGGCAGGCCAGUCCACCCUGUUGAUACCACUCUUGCACUGCCCUGGCCCUGUGUGGUGUAGCGUUAUCAUCUUGAAAUAUGUAAGGGGGUUCCUGUCCAAUAAGAUUUUUCAGACCUACAUGUAUGAACCUUCAGACUAUCGAGACGCCCCUGUCCGGGCAAUGGUUCUUGUAGCCCAUGUCACUCCUCUGCAUCUGUUUACCAAGUGAUGGGUGGGUUCCUCCUGACAAUUCUGCUGUGAAUACCUAAAGCAUGGAGCGUUGUGCUAACCUCAACCUGCAAACUGUGCAACCACUGCAGCAUUAAUUCCCUGCAUGGCUUAAACCUCCUAAGCCUUGACAGCAUAAAAAGGCGCCUGUCGUCUCUGGCAUUAGUCAUCCUUGGGCUGCGACUUUGAUGUAAUUUAUGGGCAUCAGUGUCCUCCAUGCUUCUGUAAACCCUAUACACAGGCUGAUGAGAUACACCAUAUCUUGCAGCUAACUGAGUAACAUUGAUAACCUCCUCCCUCAGAGAAACAGUUUCAUAUUCCACAUUUGUGAUCUCCCGUACCUUCACCAUGAUGGCAACCUGACAGUUAGCAGAACCAUUUUACCUUCGGAGGCACCUUUCAUAGUACACAUGGAUGAAAACUUAUCACUGGUAAAGCAAGCAUUAAACCGAAAAGAAAACUUGUUAAACUAACAGGUCCCUCAUGUCACACAGAGCACUAUUCACACAGGGAGUGCAAUACUUAUGUCACCCUCAGUACAUUCUUAUCACCAGGUGCAUUCGGCAUUUUUUGAGCAGGUGAUGAUUAAAUGUUGAAUCAUAUGUCGAGUUUUAAAUGAAUAGAAAUUCAUAACCAGCAGGACGUUCACUGUGGCACUAUGAUUUUUUUUCAAAAAUAAUGUGUCAUGUUUCAUAAGAAAUUUGCUUAAUUUGAUUUUUUUUUUAAUUUUAAUUUUUCUUUUACUAUUCAACUAACCUAGAUGUCUUUUUUUUCUGUUCCUUUGAAUACUUUUUUGGUUAAUCAAUGCAUAUAUAACAUGUUAUCUUUGAUGCCUAGUAUUGCCAGCUUUUGAAUAUGUAUGUGGUUAUGUGAAAAAUGUGUCAAGUUGCCAUGAUCAUCGACAAAAGUAGUGGAGUAGCAGUCGUUUAAUUUAUGACUUAAAUAUGAAUAGCUGGCUGUUUGGGCACUUUCUGAUUUUAGCACCAUUGGUAAAGUGUUGUUUUUUACGUUUUUAAUUUUGUUUAUCCUGAAAUAAUCAC